Capsicum annuum is the source of this 972-nucleotide messenger RNA. RefSeq names its product stem-specific protein TSJT1. Lineage: Eukaryota; Viridiplantae; Streptophyta; Magnoliopsida; Solanales; Solanaceae. The transcript has 4 exons. The record is from RefSeq and is a predicted model, not a curated record. Bases 167 to 928 code for a protein of 253 amino acids.
ACUCUGACAUGUUUGUCUCUUCUUAUCUAAUCCAAUCUUCUUUUCUUUUUCCCCUAUAAAUACUCAAACAAAUCACAAAUUAUUUCAUUGUCUAUUCUACCUAAUUCAACAUAAUUCUCAAUUCUUAAUUUGUUAUUUCUAUUUUCAAAAAUUUAGAGAAAAAAAAAUGUUGGCAAUAUUCAAGAAUGGUGUGGUUGAUCCACCAAAGGAAUUGCAAAGUCCAGCAUCAUUGCAAGCAUCAAUUAAAGCAGCAACACCUCAAGAAACUUUGAAGAAUUUCUUGUCUACAAAUUCAAAUAAUGGGUUUUCUAUUGGAUUUGUGGACAAGGCUAUUCUGGCUUAUUCUAAUCGUCCAACUUCAUACAACACUAUGCAGAGGUUGUUCUGUGGUGUGAAUGACAUAUAUUGCAUUUUCUUGGGAAAUUUGAACAAUCUAUGUGAACUGAACAAGCAUUAUGGGCUUUCAAAAUGUUUUAAUGAGGCCAUGCUUGUAAGCGAGGCCUAUCGAACCCUCCGUGAUAGAGGCCCAUACCCGGCCCAUCAAGUCCUCAAGGAUCUCGAAGGUAGCUUUGGAUUUGUCAUCUAUGAUCACAAGGCUCAUACAGUCUUUGUUGCCCUAGGUGGUGAUGAAAAAGUGAAGCUUUAUUGGGGCAUAGCGUUUGAUGGAUCUGUGAUGAUAUCUGAUAAUGUUGAUCAUAUUAAAGCAAGUUGUAUCAAAUCAUUUGCUCCUUUCCCAGCUGGUUGCAUGUACCAUAGUGAAACAGGAUUAAAGAGUUUUGAACAUCCAAGUUACAAGAUGAAAGCAAUGCCAAGAGUUGAUAGUGAAGGUUCAAUGUGUGGAGCUUAUUUCAAAGUUGAUGUUUACUCUAAAGUUAAUAGUAUGCCAAGAGUUGGUAGUGCAGCAAAUUGGGCUACCUGGGGCCAGUAGUCCUGGUUGCUCAAGAUCUUUGGUCUUUUAUUUAAAUUUGACUU